GCAAAUAUGAAAAUCUACUAGAUGAUGUAGCUUUGCCAAAGACUUCGAAGCUAAGCAAAAAAUGAGCUUAACAUCCUGGUUUUUGGUGAGCAGUGGAGGCACUCGCCACAGGCUGCCACGGGAAAUGAUUUUUGUUGGGAGAGAAGACUGUGAGCUCAUGUUGCAGUCUCGUAGUGUGGACAAGCAGCACGCUGUCAUCAAUUACGAUGCCUCCGCGGAUGAACAUCUGGUCAAAGACCUGGGCAGCCUAAACGGGACUUUUGUGAAUGAUGUAAGGAUUCCAGAACAGACUUAUAUCACCUUGAAACUUGAAGAUAAGCUGAGAUUUGGAUAUGAUACAAAUCUUUUCACUGUAGUACGAGGAGAGAUGAGGGUCCCUGAAGAAGCUCUAAAGCAUGAGAAGUUUACCAUUCAGCUCCAAUUGUCCCAAAAAUCUUCAGAACCAGAAUCAUCCAAAUCUGCUUGUGCCAAAAGCGUGGAUUCAAAGGUGGCAGAUCCUCCACCAGAAGCUCAGCACAAAGCCACCGAGGCCCUGAAGGCUGAGGAGAAGGCCCUGGAUACUUCUGCCAUGCCCCGCGGUACUCCAUUAUAUGGGCAGCCUUCAUGGUGGGGCGAUGAUGAGGUGGACGAAAAAAGAGCUUUCAAGUCAAAUGGCAAACCAGAAGAAAAAAAUCAUGAAACUGGAACCUCAGGGUGCAGCUUAGAUGCCAAGCAAGUGGAGGAACAGUCUGCAGCGGCAAAUGAAGAAGUACUUUUUCCUUUAUGUAGGGAACCGAGUUAUUUUGAAAUCCCUACAAAAGAGUUCCAGCAGCCGUCACAAAUCACAGAAAGCACUAUCCAUGAAAUCCCAACAAAAGACACACCGAGCUCCCAUACCACAGGUGCAGGGCAUGCCUCCUUUACCAUUGAAUUUGAUGACAGUGCCCCAGGGAAGGUAACGAUUAGAGACCAUGUGACAAAAUUUACUUCUGAGCAGCGCCACAAGUCCAGGAAGUCGUCUUUGGGAACUCAAGACCUGCCGGGGAUCCAGACUGGAAUGAUGGCCCCAGAAAACAAAGUCGCCGACUGGCUAGCUCAGAACAACCCUCCUCAGAUGGUCUGGGAGAGAACCGAAGACGAUUCCAAAAGUAUUAAGAGUGAUGUGCCCGUUUACUUGAAAAGGUUGAAAGGAAAUAAACACGAUGAUGGUACCCAGAGCGAUUCCGAAAACGCUGGGGCGCACAGGCGCUGUAGCAAACGGGCCACGCUGGAGGAGCACCUAAGGCGCCACCACUCGGAACAGAAGAAGCUGCAGAAGGCCCUGGCCGCGGACAAGCACCAGGACCCGGCAGUCACUAGCUCUGCGCACCGCAGAGGGGGGCAUGGUGUUCCACAUGGGAAAUUGUUAAAGCAGAAAUCAGAGGAGCCCGCCGUGCCUGUCCCCUUCCUACCAGCUGCCUUGUUAAGAAGUUCAGGGAGUCUUGGGCACAGACCGAGCCAGGAGAUGGAUAAAAUGUUAAAAAACCAAGCUCCCUCUGCUACCUCUGAAAAGGAUAAUGAUGAUGACCAAAGUGACAAGGGUACUUAUACCAUUGAGUUAGAGAAUCCCAACAGUGAGGAAGUGGAAGCAAGAAAAAUGAUUGACAAGGUGUUUGGAGUGGAUGACAGUCAGGAUUAUAACAGGCCUGUUAUCAAUGAGAAGCAGAAAGACCUGAUAAAAGACUGGGCUCUCGGUUCGGCCGCAGUGAUGAUGGAGGAGAGGAAACCGCUGGGCACACCUGGCUUUCACAACGCGGAGGAAGGCACGGCUGCAUCUGGAAGCAAGCGCUGGGUUUCACAGUGGGCCAGUCUGGCUGCCAACCACACGAGGCAUGACCCAGAAGAAAGGACCGUGGAGUUGUCUGUCCCUGUUCCUUUAGAGAAUGAUGCAGAUUUCAGUGAGUCUGGCAUUUCCGUGAGAAGCAGCGGCUCCGCAGCCUCCCUGGCUGGUCAUGGAGAGAGGAGGCGGCGGACCCUGCCCCAGCUACCCAACGAGGAAAAGGCUCUUGAGAGCUCCCGAGCCAAGGCCCUGACGCCGAGGUCGGAGAUCGGGGAGAAGCAGGACACGGAGCUCCAGGAGAAAGAGGCCCCGACGCAGGUAUACCAGAAAGACAGGCAAGAUGCCGACCGAGCCCUGGGCAAGGUGAACAGGGCGGUCAAUGGGGAGACCCUGAGAACAGGGGGAGAUCACAAAGCCCUCCUGCACUUGGGCCUCUCCUCUCCUGGGAAGGAGAGACAUGAAGCUGACAAGGAAGCUUCUUUGGUUAAGCAAACAUUAGCCAAAAUUCAGCACCCGGAGCCAACGGAACAGGCACAGUGGGUACCUACUAAAUUAUCUUCCAAAAAUGCAUUGGGUCCGGUAGAGAGAAGUAGGGAGGAAUCCCUUAGACAGGAGUCACAGCCUCAUGAAAAAAUCCCAGGACAUUGUGCAAGCAAAGGAGAGAGGGCGAUGCCAAGUGAGGGCAAGCGCAGAAAAGCCGACGAGCUUCUGAAAGGCCACCCUCCCAAGGGAGGGGACAAGAAGGACUCCUCCAAGCCCUUAGUGCGACAAGGAAGCUUCACCAUCGAGAAGCCCAGCCCGAACGUCCCCAUCGAACUGAUCCCCCACAUCAACAAGCAGACGUCAGCGACACCCCCUUCCUUAGCGUUGGCAUCCGCCAGUAGGCUACGCGACAGGAGUGACUCCAUGGACGCCGACUCCAGUCUGGACACCACCCUCAUUCUGAAAGACACAGAAGCCGUCAUGGCUUUUCUAGAAGCGAAACUGCGAGAAGAUAAUAAAACUGAUGAAGGCCCAGAGACCCCCAGUUAUAAUAGAGACAACUCGAUCUCCCCGGAAUCGGAUGUGGACACAGCCAGUACCAUCAGCCUGGUCACUGGAGAGACGGAGAGGAAGUCAACCCAAAAGCGAAAGAGUUUCACCAGCCUCUACAAAGACAGGUGUUCCUCGGGGUCUCCGUCCAAGGAUGUUGCCAAGUCCUCUUGUGGUGCUAGGGAGAAGGUGGAGAAGAAAACUAAAAGUCGCUCCACGGAUGUCGGGUUGAGAGCAGAUGGGCGGAAAUUUGUCCAGUCCAGUGGGCGCAUGAGACAGCCUUCGGUAGACUUGACAGACGAUGACCAGACCUCCAGUGUACCUCAUUCUGCCAUCUCUGACAUUCUGUCAUCUGAUCAGGAAACUUACUCUUGUAAACCCCAUGGGAGGACUCCACUUACCUCAACUGAUGAGCAUGCACAUUCCAAGCUGGAGGGAAGCAAGGGGACCAAGUCCAAGACGUCCCCAGUGGCCCCCGGCUCGGCCAGUAAGUCCACCACCCUCCCCAGGCCGCGGCCCACCAGGACUUCCCUCUUGCGCCGAGCACGACUUGGGGAAGCUUCAGACAGUGAACUUGCCGAUGCUGACAAAGCCUCUGUUGCUUCUGAAGUGUCCACAACAAGUUCAACGUCCAAACCCCCCACGGGAAGGCGGAACAUCUCGAGGAUUGAUUUGUUGGCUCAGCCUCGGAGAACGAGGCUCGGCUCACUGUCGGCUCGCAGCGACUCGGAGGCGACCAUCUCCAGGGGUAGUGCCUCUUCAAGGACCGCAGAAGCCAUCAUUCGAAGUGGAGCCAGACUAGUACCGUCGGAUAAAUUUUCUCCUAGAAUUCGAGCCAACAGCAUCUCGAGGCUCUCAGACUCCAAGGUCAAAAGUAUGACCUCAACACAUGGCUCACCUUCAGUAAAUUCAAGAUGGAGGCGCUUUCCCACUGAUUAUGCUUCCACCUCAGAAGAUGAAUUUGGAUCAAACCGUAACUCCCCUAAACAUACCCGUCUACGUACUUCUCCAGCCCUGAAAACCACACGAUUGCAGAGCUCUGGGUCCGCCAUGCCUACAAGUUCUUCGUUCAAGCACCGGAUCAAAGAGCAGGAAGACUACAUCCGAGACUGGACUGCUCACCGAGAGGAGAUCGCCAGGAUCAGCCAAGACCUUGCUCUCAUUGCUCGGGAAAUCAACGACGUAGCCGGCGAGAUAGACUCGGUGACGUCCUCGGGCACUGCCCCUAGUACCACAGUAAGCACUGCCGCCACCACCCCUGGCUCUGCCAUAGACACUAGAGAAGAGUUGGUUGAUCGAGUUUUUGAUGAAAGCCUCAACUUCCGAAAGAUCCCGCCAUUGGUUAAUUCUAAAACACCGGAAGGGAACAACUGUCGGGCUAACGAUUCAAGGCCUCAACCGCCAGAGCCUCCUGAUCACUUAACAAUCACGAGGCGGAGGACCUGGAGCAGAGAUGAGGUCAUGGGAGAUAACUUGCUGCUCUCGUCCGUCUUCCAGUUCUCCAGGAAGAUCCGACAGUCCAUAGACAAAACAGCCGGGAAGAUCAGAAUAUUAUUUAAAGAUAAAGAUCGGAAUUGGGAUGAAAUAGAAAGCAAGCUAAGAGCUGAAAGUGAAGUUCCCAUUGUGAAAACCUCAAGCAUGGAGAUUUCUUCCAUCUUACAGGAGCUGAAAAGAGUUGAAAAACAGCUGCAAGCGAUCAAUGCUAUGAUUGACCCGGAUGGAACCCUGGAGGCUCUGAACAACAUGGGCUUUCCCAAUGCCCUCUUGCCGUCUCCCCCCAAACAGAAGUCCAGCCCCGUCAACAACCACAGCAGCCCAGGGCAGACCCCGUCCCUUUGCCCGGCCGACGCGAGGGUUCUUCAUCCUGCCGCCAUCUCAAGUUCAGCUGAGUUUGAGAACACGGAGUCGGAAGCUGACUUCAGCAUCCACUUCAACAGGUUCAACCCCGACGGGGAGGAGGAGGAGGUGCCGGUGCCGGAGUGACUCUCUGGGAAGCAGGCACCUGGGGAAAGACUAGGAACAUUGGAAGCAGCAUAGCGUUGACUUGCACAAAACAAGACAGCUUGGUCAAGUACAAUCUGGCUAUCUCUGGCUUUUUAAUUUUAUUUAUUUAUUUCCUCCUAUAAUGUGGCACCAUAUCCAUCCUUUCAAACCCCCGGGGAGCCACUCGGUGCACGUGUAGGAAAAGCACAUCGUGGCAAUGUCACCUUUCGUGGUUUCAUGAUUUUCGAACUGAACGAUAUCAUUGCAUCCUCUCCCUUCACAGAUCUUUGUUGUUGGUUAGGUUUUUUUUUAAGCCACGCUGUGACCUACAAGCAACCUAAAUACCUACCAUUUCUGACCCCCGUGCCCUCUGUGCCCAGCUGCUCCCCAAAAUGGACUUUCUCUCCAUCUGUACAGAUUUGUUACACACUUAUAUUUGCUUCUUAAUAACAGGAUUUAUAUUAGCACUCAUGACCAUUGGAUACAGUGACACCUAACUGUCCACAGUCCAACUGACCUUUCACAAGUCGUUCUUGUGUUCUGAAAUUUUCCAACAUGUAUGUGAUUCAUGUAACUCCGUAGCGACAUAAAUUGCCUUGGGGCUUACGGAGAUGAACUAUUAUGUUUGCACUAAGAUUCGCUGGGAGUGGUAGGUGGACAUAUCUAUAUAUCAGUCAGUUCUAACCGCCUUUUGUACAUAGGAGACUGAUGAGACUGUAUUUGUUCUAACCCACAGCAUUUUACUCCACUUGCAAAGAGAUGAAUUUGGCACUUUUUUCAAUAUUCUUUUUUUUUAAUGGAAGUAAGAGUUUGUCUCUCAUUUUAAGGCAAAUGAUAAUUAGAAAGAUUAAACUAGACAGAUAGUUUAGGUGGAGUAUAUUUUUAAAACUAAGAACAUGUAUAUUGGUCCGGUGUUACCAAGUUUAUAUGUGACAGUUGGAAAAAAAAUCCCCUUGCAACGAUCAUGCAGUGAAAAUUUUCUUCAUUAGGAGACCUGGAGAACCAGUAGCCAUGAGAUUAGUUGAUAGUUUCACCCCCAAGCAAUGAAUUGCUUGUGUGAUUCCCUGUAGGACCCCGUAGUGAACCCUGUGUGUCUGUCUUACUCAUUUAUAAGGACCCUGCAAGGCGACAUGACAAAGGCGUGGGCCUGUGUUACUAACCAGGAAGCCUAUGAAAAAUAUCUCCUAUUAACUUCUUCCUUUCUCUUUCCAGUAAGGUCACGUUUGGGUAAGUUGAAAAAGAAAGCAAUUAUCUUCAUGUUUCCAGAACACUAUAAUUUGGGUGAAUCUAAUUCAUGUAUUAUUAGCAGACUUGGAGUUUUCCCUUGACCCCACCAGUCUAUAAAGAUUAAAGUACAACCUUUGCAAAUGUAUGAAAUGGUCUUUAAUAUUGCAGCAAUAAUCCCGUGCUACAUUUGUUUUAAGAAACAAACUGUGUACACUUCAGAAGUUUACAGGAUUUGACAAAUCCUGUACCAUUGGGCCACUUAAUAAAGACGCAAAAAAAAAUUUUUUUUUUUUGGUAGAGAUGUACAAAAAAGAUCUGCGGUGUAAUGGAUCUCAUAUUUUUCUUUAAUUUUUCUUAAAAGGGUAAAUGAACUGUUCUCCUAAUGAAGCUAAGUUACCCAUGCUAAUAAAGGAAACUGAAAAAAGUUUUUAAAGAACAUGAUUGGAAAGAUACAAGUGCUUUGAAGGAAUAAAUGAAACAUUAAAACAGGGUCAGUCCAUUUGAA
This is a messenger RNA of Myotis brandtii (Brandt's bat), 6545 nucleotides long. It is a transcript of the gene CEP170, whose product is annotated as centrosomal protein 170kDa. Bases 62 to 4813 code for a protein of 1583 amino acids. NCBI's taxonomy places the organism in Eukaryota, Metazoa, Chordata, Mammalia, Chiroptera, Vespertilionidae. Gene Ontology annotation, molecular function: protein binding. The record is from RefSeq and is a predicted model, not a curated record. Gene Ontology annotation, cellular component: centriole. The transcript has 20 exons.